AUGAACAAACUCACCCAGGUCUUGUUGCUUCUUUGCGCAAUUCAGGUCGUGGCUCACGACGAUUGUGUUCCUAGCUGGCGUGCCAGGGAGAUUGUGCCAGCCUUCCAAAAGCUUUUCUCAGAUGGCAAUGUGAAUCGAAUCAAGGACACGGUUACCUCCGAUUUCACGGUCUAUUCUGAUAGCCAAGAGUUUACCACGCCGGGGAUCACUCCUGUUUCCGGGGCCGCGGUUGUCAAAGGCCGGGACGCAUUCAUCAAAGCCAAUCCACCUCACCCCGGUGCACCGAAUGCGUUUGUCACGCUUGACACCUUCUACACCUGCAGAAAGAUAGUUUUUCGAUGGGUUGCGCCUGGCGGCUUUGGCGGUAAGAACCCCAUUCGGGGCAUCGAUGUCUUGGAAUUGGCCAAGGAAAAAGGUCAAUGGAAAGUCAAGACCGACUAUUCGGAAUAUAACAAUGUGGGCUUCUUGCAGGGGAUCGGGGUUUGCACAAUCUGCUAA
Molecule: messenger RNA, 498 nt
Organism: Pochonia chlamydosporia 170
Lineage: Eukaryota; Fungi; Ascomycota; Sordariomycetes; Hypocreales; Clavicipitaceae
Exons: 2
Coding region: 1-498 (165 amino acids)
Source: RefSeq, a predicted model, not a curated record